GAGUUGAAAGAGCAACAUUAGAUGCUGCUUUAGAAAAUCAAUUAAAGAUUGAAGGUUAUUGUUUACCAGAAAGAAAAGCAGAAGAUGGAACUCUACCAAAACAAUAUUCACUUAAAGAAUUGGAUCCUAAUUUAUACUCAGAAUCAAAUACUGCUUUAUACUCCAUAAGAAAUGAAGAAAAUUUCAAACUUGCUGAGAAAAUGUUAGUUUUAAAUAUAUCAAAUAUAAAAUUUGAUAAUGAAAAACUUCCUGUUAUUGAAGGAAAGGAAACAAAAAUUAUCCAUCUUGAAGAAAAUUUUGAAGACAAUAAGAAUAAAAUCCAAUUAAUUACAAAAUGGAUUAAAAGCCAAAAUGUGCAAAAAUUAUUUAUUACAGAUUCAUGGUGUGAUACAUUCAGAUAUACUGUCAAGAGAGAAGAGGAAAUUUCAAUUAAAAAUGCAUUUAUAUCUGCAGAUAAAAAAGGUUCUGGUUCAUCUUCAAGUUUGCAAACUUAUUCAAAUGACAAAUAUACCAGUAAACUUCUAGAUGGCAUAUAUACAAGCAAACUUAUUGACUUCCAAGAUCUUCCAAAACCUAAAAAUUCAGACAAAUUAUUAGAAUUAAUCCAAGAAACCCAAGAAUUAACAAAUAUGCAAGAUUUUGAAAUUUCCUCAGAUGAAGAAAAAUAUAAUAAUGAGCUUUGA
Messenger RNA from Racocetra persica, 683 nucleotides. NCBI's taxonomy places the organism in Eukaryota, Fungi, Glomeromycota, Glomeromycetes, Diversisporales, Gigasporaceae. The record is from the annotation of a GenBank genome assembly.